Molecule: messenger RNA, 678 nt
Organism: Trichoderma gamsii
Lineage: Eukaryota; Fungi; Ascomycota; Sordariomycetes; Hypocreales; Hypocreaceae
Exons: 1
Coding region: 1-678 (225 amino acids)
Source: RefSeq, a predicted model, not a curated record
AUGACCCUCUUCGAGCGCGGCGCAAAUCCUUCCAAGACGCACACCUCGCAAAUCGCGCACUCGAUCGAGCUCAACGCCUCCACCGACUCUGCCACCAAGGCCUCGUUCCGCAACUACGAAGAUGCCACGGGCACGCACACAAAGUUUCUCCUGGUUGAUACCCCCGGCCACGGAAAGCUUCGCAACGUGUCCAUGGGCAAAUUGGCUCGCACGGAGAAAGUAAAGGCUGUUGUCUUCAUGGUUGACGCGGCCGCUCUGGGCGAACAGGAGACACUCGCGCCCACGGCUGCCUAUCUUUACGACGUGCUGCUGUUUCUGCAAAAGAGGGCUUCUUCCAAGGGCAAGGACAAGAUUUCUAUCCCGGUGCUCAUUGCGGCCAACAAGAUGGACUUGUUCACUGCCUUGCCUGCGACCAUGGUCAAGAGCCACUUGGAGACGGAGCUGUCCCGAAUUCGCGCCUCCAAAAGCAAGGGCCUGCUCGAUUCGGGUGUUGGAAUCGACGAUAUUGGCUCAGAGGAGCAGGAUGGCUGGUUGGGAGAGUACGGAUCCGAGAAGUUUACUUUCCAGCAGAUGAACGAGUUUGACAUUGAUAUCGACGUGCUGGCUGGCAGCGUCUUGACGGAAGAGCCUGGCGCUGAUAAGUGGUGGUGGUGGAUCGCCCAGAGGGUAGUCGGAUGA